Aspergillus nidulans FGSC A4 is the source of this 855-nucleotide messenger RNA. Its product is annotated as putative L-cystine transporter. The record is from RefSeq and is a predicted model, not a curated record. Gene Ontology annotation, biological process: L-cystine transport; L-alpha-amino acid transmembrane transport. The transcript has 4 exons. NCBI's taxonomy places the organism in Eukaryota, Fungi, Ascomycota, Eurotiomycetes, Eurotiales, Aspergillaceae. Gene Ontology annotation, molecular function: L-amino acid transmembrane transporter activity. Gene Ontology annotation, cellular component: vacuolar membrane; lytic vacuole; endomembrane system. Bases 1 to 855 code for a protein of 284 amino acids.
AUGUCUCAACUCGAAGCAUUUAUCAGGGCUCUCUCGCGCCUUCUUGGAUGGAUCUAUACAUUCUGUUGGUCUGCAUCCUUUUAUCCCCAGCCUAUUGACAAUUACCGCCGAAAAGCGACCACCGGACUGGCUAUCGAUUUCCCCACGAUCAAUGUCCUCGGCUUCGUCUGCUAUGCCGUCUAUACAGGGACAUUCUUGUACUCUCCUGUAAUUCGUCAUCAGUACGCCGCUCGACAUCCUUUGGCGCCGGAACCAACUGUGCGGUUUAAUGAUUUUGCCUUUGCCCUGCAUGCCGUCGUCCUGAGCGGGUUGGUCUACUCACAGUUCUGGCCCAGUAUCUGGGGCUUCAGAGUAUCCCGCUUUCAGAGGGUCAGUAAGCCCAUCGCAGGGCUGUUUUGGGGCGCUUUUGUCGCCGUUGCUAUGGUUAUAUGCGUUAUCUUAGUCAAGAGUCCAGACGAUGGCUACGAACCGUUAAGCUGGGCUUGGAUCGACGUCAUUUACACUCUUUCGUAUGUGAAGCUUGUAAUCACGGUUGUCAAGUACGUGCCGCAAGCGUGGGUCAAUCAUAAGCGAAAAUCCACACGUGGCUGGAAUAUUGUCCAGAUUUUGCUCGAUUUCACUGGGGGCGUGCUUUCGCUAGCUCAGCUAAUUCUCGACUCUGCUUUUCAGGAUGACUGGAGUGGUGUCACCGGUAAUCCUAUCAAGUUCCUCCUGUCGAAUGUCAGCAUCUUUUUCGAUCUGCUUUUCAUGGUGCAACAUUAUAUUCUCUACCGAGAUGCUGAAAACAAGGACAAGAACAAUGGCCCAAGCAUGUACAGCCCCUUGUUAUCGGGAGGUCUUCCAACAAGUGCAUGA